Scheffersomyces amazonensis is the source of this 3212-nucleotide messenger RNA. RefSeq names its product Sys3p (gene SYS3). The transcript has a single exon. Gene Ontology annotation, cellular component: Golgi apparatus. Lineage: Eukaryota; Fungi; Ascomycota; Pichiomycetes; Serinales; Debaryomycetaceae. The record is from RefSeq and is a predicted model, not a curated record. Bases 129 to 3074 code for a protein of 981 amino acids.
UGCGGCGGCGGGUCACGUGCAUGCAAUUACCAACAAAGGUAAUUAAUGAUUUCUGAAUAUUUCUCAGGAUUCGAACCGAUUCACAAUAUAAUUCUCCAUUACAGUCCAAUUGGGUUGAACACGUCAAAAUGUUCUCAAAGCUUAAGACCUUCUCGGAGGACAUGGCGAAGAGUUUCAAUGAUAUGAAUUUGAACGAGGCCGGAACAGGACCGGAACGACGUCCGAAUCCCAUUACUGAAUUAAAGAAUGAAUCAAAAGUGUUGGCCACACAAACUCCAGAUGCUUCUGAGUUAACUCAACCAGAAGAUGAACCAGUUAUUGAAAGUAAAUCACCCACCCCAGUGGCCAAAAAGUCUGUAGGCACAGAUCCAGUUCAUAAUAAGGAAGUGGAGAAAUCAGACAAGCCAGAGUCUGUAAGAUCAGAAACAUCAGCAGAACCAGAGAAAUCACCAGAACCACAAACACCUCAGAAAGUAUUGGAACCUCCAAAAGCAGUGGAACCUUUGAAAGUAGAAUUACCUCCGACAGUAGUGUCCAAAUUAAAGAAAUUUGUCAAAUAUGAGGAAAAGUAUCCCAUCUUGUUACAAGCCUAUAAGACUGAGAAACGUAAAGGAGAAUUGAUAAUCCUAUUCGAACGAGUUCUUAAAGAACAUACACCUGUGUCUAGUAUUUCCGAUGCAGGGGCAUUGGUAGAGUAUCUUAAUGGAUUAAAUGAAAAGAAUAAUAUGUUGAAUGCUGAAAUGAGAAGGUAUGCAAAGGAAAAUACUGAAUUGACAAAAUCCAAUAUCAGUCUAUCGGAAAAGCUUGAUAAAUCAAAUACUGAUUUAGAACGAGUUAAUGCUGCACAAGCUGAAUUAACUUUAAAACUUAAAGAGAAAGAAGUUCAAGACACUGAGGCUGAUAAUGAAGAGAUUGAAAAGUUAAAGGAUCAAUUAAAUUCGACUGUAAAGGAAAAUGAGGAAUUUAAGCAUAAAAUUACUGAUUUGGAGACCAAAUUAGAUGAGAAUGUGAAACAAAUAGAACAAUUCAAAUCACAAGCAGAGGAUCAUAAUUCUUUAGUGGAAAAAUUAAAUGUAGAACUUGAAGCUGCUAAAUCUGCAGUAGAUGUACAAGCCUUGCAAAAGGAAAUUGAGGUGUUGAAAGACUCAGUCAACGAAAAAGAAAAAGAGAUAUCAUCAAUCAAAUCAGUAGAGACAAAAAGAGAAGUUGUACAUAGUCCAGCUAAUAAUGGUAGCAAGGGAAAAAAGAAAAAGUCCAAGAAGAAGAAGAACGGAACUCAGGAACCUGAACCAGAAAAUGAACCAGAGAAUGAGACAGUUGAAGAUGCGGAAAUAGAGAAACUUAAAAGUUCAUUAGAAACACUUGAAAGUGAAAACAAGACAUUAAUUGAAGAAAAUAGGAAAAUCAAGCAAGACUUAAGAUUACAAAUUGAGGAAGUUGAAGAAUUGAGAGAUCUGUUAAAAAACAUAGGAGAUGAUUUAGUUCAAAGUCGAGAUGAAGUAAAGUCAUUAAAACAAAGUACUCCAACAUUGAUAGACGACAAUCAAGCCUUAAAAGAAAAGUCAUUAUUGAUUGAUAAUCUCAGCAAAGAUAAGGACAGUCUUGAGAAGCAAUUGAAUGAUAUUAGUGAUAAGCUAGACAAAGCCUUGCAAGAACAUGAGUCUAAAUCUAAGGAAUAUGUAGCCGAGAUUGAAAGCUUAAAGAAGUCAGAGAGCAAUCUCAAUGAAUCAAUUGAUAUUGUCAGACAGAAUUUACGUAAGGCAGAAGACACUAUAACUCUGUUAGAGAAGAGUAUCACCGUAUUGAGAUCAGAAAAGGAAGGGUUAAACACCAGGAUCACUGAAUUAUCUAAAUAUAAAAGCAGUGACACAUCACUCAAAUUGGAAAUCAAUACUCUUAGAACUACCUUAAUUCAUAAGGAUAAACAAAUUGAGGAUUUAAAGCAAAAAGUAAAUGAUGUCACUUCCCAAAGAGAUCAAUUAAAUCAAACGGCUACUAAGUUAAAGGCAACCAAUGCUGAUUUACAACACAGCAGUAAAAUCUUAGUUGCUGAGAAGAAUCAGUUACUCACCAAACAAGAAUUAUCUAUUGAAAAGACAAGAGCUUUAUCUGCAGAAUUACAGAAGUUACAGACUGAAAAGCAUAAAGCUGUUACUGAGUUGGAAAGAUUAAGAUCUAAACAUGAUUCUAUAGUUAAGGAAGCAGCAAGCAGCAAUUCUGAUUACCUUUCUUUCAAGCAGCAAUAUGAUGAAUUGUCAAUGAAAACUAAAGAAUCAUCCAUAAGAAUUGAGAGUUUGGAAGAUGAUUUAAGUGAAGCCAGAAACCUUUUGCAAGAAAGAACAAGAGAAGCUUCAACAAUCAGAAGAUUACUUGUUGAUGCUGAAGAACAAGUACGUCUUAAAGAGUCGGAGCAUAAAUCUGAAAUUAAAAGGAUUCAAGAAGAAUUAUUGGAUGAACAGACCAAUAUUCAAAGCCAAUUAAAAAGAAAGCAACGAGAAAUUGAUGAACUCAAAUCAAUUACCGAUAGUUACUUGCUGAAAAUUCAAGAUUUAGAGAAGAACUUGAAUGAAUCUAAAGAGAAAAACAACGAGCUAGAGAAUAGUUUCUCACAGGAAUCUUCACAAGCAGUUGUUGAUCCCGAUAAUUCUUUUGAAGAUACUCAACAAACCAUACAAACAUUGAGACAGUCAUUACAACUUUCAGCUAAAAAAGUGAGAGAGUAUGAGAAUGUCAAUGGAGUACUUAAGAAAUUGAAUGAAGAAUCCAACUUAAAAUUCGAGAGAUUAUCGAAAAACUAUAAGAUCAUCACUCAACAAUAUAGACAAAUGAAGUCAUCUCAGGGUUCUCCUGCUUCCAGUAAUGGUCAUUCUACUGAUUCUUUACCAGUAAGAACUCCACGUCAAUCAUUAGAUGAUAGCGGAGAACAGAAGGAGACAAAUACAGCAUACUUAAAGAAUGUAUUACUAGGCUUCUUUGAGCAUAAAGAACAAAGGGAUAUGUUAUUACCGGUAGUGAAAACUAUAUUCAAUUUCUCAGAUGAUGAUGAACGAAAAUUUUUACUUGCAUUGAAGUGAGAUUAUUAAAACUGGUAAAUAUGUAUAGAGAUAACUUUUUGUAUGUGUGUAGAGAAUUUGCAUCAUUUUUCGCAUCUUAUCGCUGUGAAAAGUUUACCUGAAAAAUUCCAUAUAUAACUAAAUAAAAGUAUUAGAAAC